Molecule: messenger RNA, 1063 nt
Organism: Exaiptasia diaphana
Lineage: Eukaryota; Metazoa; Cnidaria; Anthozoa; Actiniaria; Aiptasiidae
Exons: 2
Coding region: 26-1063 (345 amino acids)
Source: RefSeq, a predicted model, not a curated record
AGCACGAUGAAAUCAAUUACUUGGAAUGUAUCACCAUGAUUAUUCGCGCACGUGCAUAAAUACAAUGCAUGCGUUUUUUGAAAACAUUUUGAAAAUGGAUUUAUUACAACUGCGUUCCGCUUUAAUGGUAAUAUUAAGUUUCCUCAUGGUUCUAGUGGCUUUACAGACUCCUAUUGAAUAUGCACAGCUUUCCUUGCAACAGCGCUUACUGGCGGGUUUUCACGGCUACAAUUAUCAAGGACGUGACGUUUUUUCACUUAUUUCUGGACAGUCUUGGUUGUUUUGGCUGAACACUGGUGAGACCCGGCAAUCUUUCUUGCAACUUGUUGCUGACCUCACUCCAUCCUUGUUUCGUCAAAAUAUAUAUGGACAACAACGUCAGAGAGUGAGACGUCAAAAAUUAAAUUUUACAAAUCAAAUUUUACUAGUUUUGAUUUGGCUUAGAAAAUAUCCUCAUCAGGAUACUCUCAUGUUUGAUGUAGACCCGGCAAGCAUACAACGAAUCAUACAUAAUAUUAUACCUGAAAUGUGGCAAUAUUACCACAAUCAAAUAAGUUGGCCGAAUAACGCAGAGUGGUUAAACUUUAUGGGGAAUUGGCCGGAGUUUCCAAACGCUGUAGGGUGCAUAGAUUCUACUCCGCAUGAGAUUUAUCGGCCUUUAGUAGAACCUCAACAACAAUKUUACAGUAGACACCGACACUACCAUUGUUUUCACACACAAGUCAUCAUAGAUAACACUGGUCAUUUACGCUACGUCCAUGCCGGUUUCUUAGGAAGCACUCAUGAUGCAGCUUCAUAUCGUCUUAUGGCACCGAUUGGACCAGGACAAAUUUUUCAUCUUCCUGCUGCAUGUAAAUUGCUAGCGGAUAAAGCAUAUCCUGAUGGAGGUCCCCAAACCACACCAGUAAGAGCACAGCAAAUGAGACUUUUAAAUGGGAGGAACAGACGACGUGCAGUGAAUUUUAAUAGCAUAUGGAGGCAUCCGAGAUGGUUAAUGCCUGUGUGCAUUGAACUUGCAGCGUUUUUAGCUAAAAGGCGCGUCCGACUUUUUCAGAACAUCUAA